AUGAGAUCUGCUAAACGCGCAGUACAGUACCAGGAAGAAGAAGAGGAGAUCCAAGAAGGAUACGAAGAAGAAGAUGAAGCAGACCAGCAAAUGGAUGAGGACAAUUUGGAUGAUAAAGAUGCAAUUAUUGCUCGCCAAAAGAAGAUGAUCCAAGAAAUGAGAAAAAACUUUGUAACUACCAUUGAUUCAAUGAGAUCUCAAUUAAAUGAAUUAAUUGAUAGCUCUACACAAAUUCAAACCGAAAUGUUACAAAGAAUUAAAGAAUUAAAAGCAGAAUUAGAACAACUUAGAAAACCAAAACCAGUUAAGAAAGAAAGCCAACAAUCAUACGUUCCAAAGGGAAUUUCUCGCAAUGUUAGACAAUCUGAAGUAAGAUCAUCACUUUAUGAUGACGGACCCAAACAUCCAAGAAAGUUAGCAUCACAAUCUAGUGCAAAUACUGGCCGCAGUGGUGUUCGUGGCUCUGGAAAUUAUUAG
Molecule: messenger RNA, 477 nt
Organism: Trichomonas vaginalis G3
Lineage: Eukaryota; Parabasalia; Trichomonadida; Trichomonadidae
Exons: 1
Coding region: 1-477 (158 amino acids)
Source: RefSeq, a predicted model, not a curated record